UGCAAAACAAAGGGUUUCAGAGAUGGAGGUCGAGUUCGAAGCUCGAGUGAAGCCUCUGGAGUACAAAGUGAAGGCAAUGUCACGUGAGUCCCCGUCGCAGAAAGCCGGUAACGUGCUCGACGCCGACCUCCGCUCUCACUGGUCCACCGCCACCAACACCAAGGAGUGGAUCCUCCUCGAACUCAACGAGCCUUGCUUGUUAUCUCACAUCAGAAUCUACAACAAGUCCGUCCUCGAAUGGGAAAUCUCCGUCGGCUUGCGUUACAAGCCAGAGACAUUUGUGAAGGUUCGGCCACGCUGUGAAGCGCCGCGGCGGGAUAUGGUGUAUCCUACAAACUACACCCCGUGCCGCUAUGUUCGGAUAUCUUGCUUGAGGGGGAAUCCCAUUGCCAUUUUCUUCAUACAGCUUAUUGGGGUUUCAGUAACUGGACUGGAACCAGAAUUUCAACCAGUUGUUAAUCACUUGUUGCCAUCAAUUAUAUCUCACAAACAAGAUGCCAAUGAUAUGCAUCUUCAGUUGCUUAAAGACAUGGCAAGUCGAUUGCUUGUGUUCCUUCCCCAACUUGAGGCAGAUCUUAAUAGUUUCGCGGAUGCUGCUGAACUGAACUUGCGCUUUCUUGCUAUGCUUGCUGGCCCAUUUUAUCCAAUACUGGAUCUUGGGAAAGAAAGGCAUGUACUUGUUUUAUGUCUUCCUCACUGCGCUUUCCGAAAUUCAGCUUUCAAUGAUUGCAUGGGUGUUAUUGAUGAUGUCUAGGAUUGUAUGCACUAGUUUAUAGUGCUUUUACAACUCAAUUGCUUGAUUAUUCUGAGCAGAAGUGA
Molecule: messenger RNA, 819 nt
Organism: Fragaria vesca subsp. vesca
Lineage: Eukaryota; Viridiplantae; Streptophyta; Magnoliopsida; Rosales; Rosaceae
Exons: 6
Coding region: 23-754 (243 amino acids)
Source: RefSeq, a predicted model, not a curated record